GUUGCUUUAAAAAGAAUGUAAUGUCUUUGGACAGGGUGGCGAGAGCGGUAAUACUUGGAAAAUUAAAGGUUAAAAAAUAGCAAGACCAGAAUCUACAUGUCCGAUUUGUUAAUGGGGGGUGGUGGCGGUUAUGUUUGAAAGGUCGGUAGUAUUCCAAGUCAGAAAGAGAAAGUGCAAGGAGGCAAAGGUCUAGGACAUCGCCUUUGUUUUUCCAUUUUGCAUCGCAAUUCGCAAUGCUGUCUUUUACUCGCAUUUCUUCUUCUUCUCUCUUUCUCUUCCCAAAAUUCAAUGUAGGGUCAGAUAGGCGGAGAAGAAGGAAAGGAAGCGCUGUUGGCUUUUGUUUUCCCUCUUUCUCGGAAUUUUUAUGCAUCUUGUCUAGCUGUUUUCCCAACCUUUUCUAUUUUCUUUAUUCACCAUCAUUUUUUCCUUUUAAGAAGAAAGAGGAAAAAUUUUCAUCUAUUUAUUCCAUUUGCAUUUUUUAUUUAUUUCGGACAUUUGAUUGAUUUCAUUUCAAAGCUCAACCGUUUGCUUAAAUUGAAGCUCCAAGAGGCGGGAAAACAGAGAAAAAGGCUUCGACGUUGACAAAAACAUAAACCAUUUUUGUUAAAAUCGUAUCGGAGCAACAUCUGGGGAAAAACAGGUCAUAAUUUCUCUCCUUCAAUACAGAGAGCUUUAAGGAUUUUUUUUGGGGCCUGGUUCAGAUCAUAGACAGGCCUUUACCUUGAAAUAAAAGGAUAAAAAUUGUUAUUUGAUUGUGAAAAAGACCCGAAGAAAACAAAAAUUUAGGAUAAGAGACAAUGAGUGAAGAAUUGCAACUCCAUGAACAAGGAGAGAAAAUUUUUGUUUCUAUUAGAUUAAGGCCAUUGCAAGAUAAAGCAAGGAACCGUAUAUGUGAUUGGGAAUGUGUUAACAAUGACACCAUCGUUUUCAAGAAUAGUUUACCCGAACGUUCCAUUUUCCCUGCCGCCUACACAUUUGACAGAGUAUUUGACAGUGAAUCCAAUACGAUUCAAGUGUACGAGGAAGGAGCCAAACACAUUGCACUUUCAGUACUCGAGGGUAUCAAUUCAAGCAUAUUUGCAUAUGGGCAAACAAGUAGUGGCAAGACAUAUACAAUGAGGGGCAUCACUGAAUAUGCAGUAUCGGAUAUAUAUGACUGCAUAGAGAGGCAAGAAGAAAGAGAUUUUGUGGUGAAAUUCUGUGCCAUGGAGAUAUAUAAUGAAGCCGUGAGAGACCUCCUUAGCCCAGAUAGUUACCCACUUAGAGUGCUGGAUGAUCCAGAGAGGGGAACGGUUGUGGAGAAACUUACUGAGGUGGCUCUAAGAGACAGGGACCAUCUUCACGAGCUCCUUACAAUCUGUGAAGCUCAAAGGCAGAUAGGAGAGACAGCUUUGAACGAAACUAGCUCGAGAUCACAUCAGAUUUUGCGCCUGACAAUUGAAAGUUCAGCCCGUGAAUAUGCUGGAGCUGGAAAUUCAAGCAUUCUUGCAGCUUCUGUGAAUUUUGUUGAUUUAGCAGGAAGUGAACGAGCUUCUCAGACCUCAGCUGCUGGUACAAGAUUGAAAGAAGGCUGCCAUAUAAACCGGAGUCUACUAACUCUUGGGACUGUGAUUCGCAAAUUAAGCAAGGGAAGAACUGGCCACGUACCAUAUAGAGACUCAAAGUUGACACGCAUACUCCAGAAUGCCUUAGGAGGAAAUGCGAGAACAGCCAUCAUUUGUACGAUGAGUCCUGAGCGCAUUCAUGUUGAACAAUCAAGAAACACUCUCUUGUUUGCUAAAUGUGCUAGGGAGGUAAGAACGAAUGCGCAGGUGAAUUUAAUUAUGUCAGAUAAGGCAUUGGUAAAGCAAUUACAAAGAGAACUGGCUAGACUGGAGAAAGAAAUGAGGAGCCUGGGAUCAGCUUCAGUUAAAGGAGAUACUGCUGGUGUGCUGCGAGAGAAAGAAAAACUCAUUGGACAGAUGGCCAAAGAGAUAGAAGAUUUGACUUGGCAACGUGAUCUUGCUCAAUCUCGAGUUGAAAAUUUGCUACUGUCCGUUAGAGAAGUUCAAAUGCUAAAGCAGUCAACAAAUUCAUCAAAAGUGGCCAAGGUUCCCUGUAAGGUUAGUUCGAACAAGCGUGAGGAUACUGUUGCACCUAGUGCCAACAAUCAAUAUCUCGGGCUUGCUGAGAAUCCUGAAGAGGAUUUUCUACUCGAUGGCAUGACUCCAAAGUUUGUUGGGCCUGAUCCAUGCAAGGAUUGGGAGAUUUUUGAAAAAAUGGAUCAAGAAUUUGAAGACAGGGAAGUUCCAUGCGUUGAAAUUGGAGACUCAAGAAAUACGAUGAAUAAAGAAGCUGGAGUUCACUUUUUGAGUCUUCACAACAAUGAAGGAAAAUUAGGCAUGGAGGAGGCCAUUGUCAAGAAAACAGGAGCUGACGACUUCAUGACCGAUCCUAAAAAUAUUGAAGGAAAAUUAACCGUGAAUGAGUCAAGUAUUGAGAAGCAAGAAGGUGAUGGUUUCUCCACUGAUCCUGAGAACAAACAAGGAAAAUUAGGCAUGAUUAUUACCACGAAUGAGAAUGUAGUAACAUCCCCACGACAGGAAGAUUUGCAAUCAAUUCCUGUUUAUAAUGAUCAAACUUACAAGGGCUUGAACCAAAGAAUUCAUGAGCUGCAAAGGACUGUCAAUUUUCUUGUCAAUGUUCAGCAUGUAGACCAGUCGCCUAGCUUCUCAGAUAUAUCUAGCUCUAAUAGCAGGAGGAGCCUGAGCAGAAGCAAAAGCUGCAAGGCAGUUGUCUCUACUGUGCCAUCUUCACCUUACUUUGAAAAGGAAGCACUGAAUGAAAGCACACCCCUUUUCACUGGAGUAGAAAGGGACUUCGUUGAAAGACCAAGAGACCUUUACCAAAAGUUUUCUGAACUGAAAUUUGACAAUAUAAGCGAAAAUAUGUCCAGGAGAAAUUCUCGAACUUCAGUUAGUAGCAGCUCUGUGGAUACGUUAAAUCUGAAAGAUUUAGAUGCUGAAGACACUUUUGGUGCAACCAAUUUUCCUCCACGACCGUGGAAGUCAAUUAGCGAGGAUCCUUUGGGAAGAAUUUCCACCUCCACUGUUUUAGCCGCUGGCGGCAGUCCAACGAAACAGCCCUCAAAAAAGCAAAUUGAUAACAACUCGGAUGACAAGCAACUACAGUCUAAUUGGCCCUCAGAAUUUGAGGAGAAGCAGAGACAGAUAAUUGAACUUUGGGAUGCAUGCAAUGUAUCAUUAUCCCAUAGAAGCUAUUUCAUCCAGCUUUUCAAGGGUGAUCCUUCUGACUGUUUGUAUAUGGAGAUAGAGCUCAGAAGAUUGAAGUUUCAAAAGGACUCAAUAUCAGACGACAAUGGUUCUCAGAGAGAGAGUCCAAUUUGCACAACAGCUUCAGGCAGUGAGAAGGAAUUGAUUCGUGAGAGAGUAAUGUUGAGCAAGCAAAUACGAAGUAAGUUAUCAAGAAAGCAAAGAGAAGAACUGUACAAGAAGUGGGAAAUUGAUUUGAACACAAAGCAGAGGAGUUUACAAGUGGCACGCCUUGUAUGGACAGACACCAAGGACAUGGAGCAUGUAAGGGAGAGUGCUGCUGUGGUGGCCAAGGUGCUAGGAUUCGUGGAACCAAGUCAAGCCCCCAAGGAGGUAGUUGGGCUCAGCAUCUUGCCCAGAUUUCUAAGCCGAAGAUCUCACAGCUGGAGUCUCAGACUCCCUUCCCUGUUUUAGAAGACGUUGAGGAUAGAGCGAAUAUAUCUAGUUGACAUCAUGUUCUUGUCAUUUCUAACUCCUAAGUCUCGAUUGUAAAUUGAAAGGCAUAUAAAGUUAAAUCAGAUUUUAGUCACAGAUUCAUUUUGAUUCUUUCUUUGCUCAUUGUUUUUCAUAUAACACAUAAUAAAUGUAAUGAAGGAAUAUUCUUCCAAGGACUUGUAAAUUAUAUCCAAAUAGCAUAAUUCCCAGUUUUUAGGUCCAAUUAGAGGCAUAGAUAUGUGACCCACGAAACCUGAAUAAUCAAACAAGACAAUAAGAAGAGGAGGUUAGCUUGCCUCUUUUAAUUUGAACUGCUUGCAUGACUGGAAAACGCUAACUCUUGUUUUCUCAAACAAUAUAACAAAUAUAGCUACGUAAAAAGGCAAAGCUGGUAACCACAUUGGAGCUUUCAGGCUUUUUAUGCUUUAUACAUCAUAGUUAAGAUUUGUAGACAGAUCCUUCAGUGAUUUUCCAGCCUGAGUUGGAACAAGACAUCUCAUAUCUCGUGGUGUAGGA
This is a messenger RNA of Gossypium arboreum, 4262 nucleotides long. Its product is annotated as kinesin-like protein KIN-7E. Gene Ontology annotation, molecular function: microtubule binding; microtubule motor activity; ATP binding. Bases 798 to 3725 code for a protein of 975 amino acids. Gene Ontology annotation, biological process: microtubule-based movement. The transcript has 13 exons. Lineage: Eukaryota; Viridiplantae; Streptophyta; Magnoliopsida; Malvales; Malvaceae. The record is from RefSeq and is a predicted model, not a curated record.